Messenger RNA from Symbiodinium sp. CCMP2592, 1599 nucleotides. The record is from the annotation of a GenBank genome assembly. NCBI's taxonomy places the organism in Eukaryota, Dinophyceae, Suessiales, Symbiodiniaceae.
AUGCUGCAAUACCUGAAAUGCAUGAUGCUCACCAGCCUUACCUCAUACCCUUUCGUGGCCGUGUUCAUCCAGCAGAGGAAACCCUCGGAUUAUGUGGCCUGCACCGCAGAAGCAGCAUGCAGCUUCAUCAGGUAUUUCGAAACUUCUGAUAUGCCUGCGACAACGGUGUUGAACGUAGAGCGGAGUGCUGUAAAUAUUACGAGCCCGGCGUCUGGCUGGUCCUCGUGGUUGCCGAUGUACGUAUCGGUGGAGAAUGGCCAUGGGAUUCGGGCUGCUUCUCCAAGUCUGUCUUUCUUCAACUCCAUCCCACUUCUCUAUGCGUACCUUCCAGCAGUUUUCAGUUUUCAGGUGGCCAAGGUGGCCGCGCUACCAAAUAAUGAGUAUGCGACGAAGGGGUAUUGUGAAGAGCCAGCUAGCCUCGACAGUAUUCGCGACCAUCUCGGUGGUGGCCCUUGCAGAAAUAUCAGCUUGGCAUGCGUUCUCUUGUGGGCCCUGCUGAAAGUUGUGCAUGAUUGGGCCUUACUUUCUGGCAAGGUGGAGGAGAGACUAACCCUGAAAACUGGGAUAACGUCCUGGAUUCUUCAGGCCGUCGCUUGCGUAGGCGCCUUUUUGUGGGCGGUAGGUGCUUCAGAAGUCUUCAUCUCUACGUCGGUGGAGAGAGAAAGCGAAGGCUUGGCGUGCUACUACCAACUGCAGGCUGGAAAUGUUCUCCUGACGGUGGUGCCCGCAUGCCUUCUCUGGUACACAACUCAGAGCAAGUUAACCAGCUUGAUGCUGUCGGUCCUUCAUGGUGACUAUCUAUAUGCAGUUGUGUACGAUGUGCCAUUUAGGGUGGUUCAUGCUACGGCACCUUUACAUCCCACAGGUUCCUUGCUGACAAUCGGACUACACGGUGACCGCUACCGUGCUCCCGCCCCACGACCACAGUUGAACUCAGACGAAAAACGCCAGCUGUUCUACUUGCUUCGGAGGUUGCGAUGGGCGUGGAUAUUCGUGCAGCAUACUGUCGUUGCGACACUUGCCAGCGGCCCUCUCUUUUGCAUGAUGAUGGGAGUUGCCACGACACAGGAGUGGUCAUUUCAGAUCAUGGGAGUGAUGAAGUGCUUGACCCUGCUUGCAGCUUUUUCUCCUUUGGGCCUCUGCCUGCGCUUCACUUACUCAGCGAGCUACUGGCGAAACAGGAUGAUCCAGAGAGACUUCUGCGCGAUUCUUUCUGACCUCUCACCGCUCCGCGACCUGUUUUGGUAUCUCUUGCUGUGGCCAUGCGGCAUAUCCUCAACUCUCCGCAUAGUCCCCGCAUUCUGGCAUCACAGGGAAGAUGUGCUCCAGGAGUGCUGGACAUGGUCCUUUCACGGUAUUGCAGUUUUUGUGUUUGCGGCUCUGCUUCUGGACUAUGUAAACCGUCCUGUCCGGCUACUGAUUGGAUAUUAUGAUUAUGGGUGGUGGGUGUCCCAGGAAGCUUUGCAAAUACUGGAGCAGUAUCCAGAGUGGAAGCACCCCACAAUACCACGACCCAAGGCCUUUGACGUUGAUGAUAACGACGAAACUUCACCAUCAGAGGAGUCAGAAAGGCGGACUCUUCUAGGCUGCACAGCCUGA